This is a messenger RNA of Calidris pugnax (ruff), 1383 nucleotides long. It is a transcript of the gene AANAT, whose product is annotated as aralkylamine N-acetyltransferase. NCBI's taxonomy places the organism in Eukaryota, Metazoa, Chordata, Aves, Charadriiformes, Scolopacidae. Gene Ontology annotation, molecular function: aralkylamine N-acetyltransferase activity. Bases 14 to 631 code for a protein of 205 amino acids. The transcript has 3 exons. The record is from RefSeq and is a predicted model, not a curated record. Gene Ontology annotation, cellular component: cytoplasm. Gene Ontology annotation, biological process: response to light stimulus; circadian rhythm; melatonin biosynthetic process.
GAGGAGGAGGAGGAUGUCAGCACUCAGCGCCUUGCCUUUCCUGAAGCCCGUUCACCUGAGGUCCCCCCGGAGCUCGCCCGGGGGCCAGCGCCGCCACACGCUGCCCGCCAGCGAGUUUCGCUGCCUCAGCCCCGAGGACGCCAUCAGCGUCUUCGAGAUCGAGCGGGAAGCCUUUAUCUCUGUCUCUGGGGACUGUCCCCUCCACCUGGACGAGAUCCGCCACUUUCUGAACCUGUGCCCGGAGCUCUCCCUCGGCUGGUUUGAGGAAGGGCGGCUUGUGGCGUUCAUCAUCGGCUCCCUGUGGGACCAGGAGAGGCUCACCCAGGAGGCGCUGACCCUGCACAAGCCACGGGGCACGGUGGUGCACAUCCACGUGCUGGCCGUGCACCGCACCUUCCGGCAGCAGGGCAAGGGCUCCAUCCUCAUGUGGAGGUACCUGCAGUACCUGCGCUGCCUGCCCUUCGCCCGCCGUGCCCUCCUCAUGUGCGAAGAUUUCCUGGUGCCCUUCUACCAGAAAUGUGGCUUCGAGGCGCUGGGUCCCUGCCAGGUGACGGUGGGGGACCUGGCCUUCAUCGAGAUGCAGCAUCCCGUGCGGGGACAUGCCUUCAUGCGCAGGAACAGCGGCUGCUGAGCCCCCACUCUGGUCCAGGUGGGGCUGGAGAGAGGCUGCCGGGGGGGGAAAUAAGAAGCUACGACCCCUCUCCAUCCCUGCCAUGGUAAUACAUCCUCCCCGGCUGGCCCUGGCCACAGCUACUCCCCCUCUGCCACAUUUGCCUUCCAGCCACAUCAGCCUGGUCCCAUCCCCGCAGGGCUGGGGACCAAAAUCUCCAGCCUGGCCCCACUGGGAGCACUGACCUCCCCGCCCCGGUCUCUGCUGGGGCUGUGCUGGAGAGCCUGGGCAGGCUGCAGAGACCCCCCCAGGGAUGGAAAGGCUUUGCCCUAGGAGCAGUGAGGGAUGCUCUGCUGAUUUAAGGGCACUCACAGCCACGUUUUGCUGUGACACCCAGAAGAGACCGUACACACGUGUACCCCCAGCCCUGCACCCCCUCCCACCACCGCCACGAGUGACCACACCAUGGCCAAACCCCACCCCCAGCAGCCACCAGACCAGGACGGGGUCACAGCAGCCACCCCACUGCCCACAGACAUCUUUCCAGACCCCUUGGAGCACACACACAGCACAUCCCCAGCCACACAUUGCACAGCCUCCCUGGGGGGGCCAGUCCAAACCAUUCCCCCCCCACCCCGAGACCCACAACCAGCCCCGGACAAGCCUUCUGCAAACGCCUUGGGCUGGUACGAAGCAGCAAAUAAAGAGGUGGUGGUGGUUUUCUACCGUGUGUGUUCCUGCACCUCGCCACAACAGCUGGAGGGAGGGCAACA